Molecule: messenger RNA, 2264 nt
Organism: Homalodisca vitripennis (glassy-winged sharpshooter)
Lineage: Eukaryota; Metazoa; Arthropoda; Insecta; Hemiptera; Cicadellidae
Product: facilitated trehalose transporter Tret1-like
Exons: 7
Coding region: 85-1518 (477 amino acids)
Biological process (GO): transmembrane transport
Cellular component (GO): membrane
Molecular function (GO): transmembrane transporter activity
Source: RefSeq, a predicted model, not a curated record
GUACCAUAAUCGUUUGGCUUCAUUAUUCUCUAUCGAGUAUAGCAGUAACGGUGUGUGUUGGCAGUUAUAUACAACUUUAAAAAAAUGGUGCUAACGGCAAAAACUCUUCUCGUAAGAUCGACAAUAGCCCAGGUAGCAGCAAGCUUGUUGGCCAACUGGGGGAUGUUGAAUACAGGGAUGGCUAUGGGAUUUCCUUCCGUGGUGGUGCCGCCACUUGUGGGUUCCGGCCCCGGACUACAUACUUCUUUUAAGGAAGCUUCCUGGAUAGCAAGCAUUUCCUACAUAUCCGCCCUGAUAUCAUCCCUGCUGGCAGGGCCGAUGAUCGACCGGGUCGGCCGCCGCUGGGGACUGAUGCUGAUGAACUUGACGUUCGCUAUCAGCUGGCUGUUGCUUUCAGUCUUUCAUCUCUCAUUGCUGGCUACAUACUUUGGCAGGGUUUUAGCGGGAGUGGGAAUAGGUUUGGCUUGUGCCUCUGUCUCUUAUACGGCAGAGAUCGGUACUGUCUCCCUCCGGACAAUCCUAGUCAACUUCAACCCAACUCUGAAGGCACUCGGAACCUUCCUCAUCUAUCUUUGGGCGUGUUUUUAUCAGGACUCCUGGACCGAAGUUUCAUACCUCGGAUUGGGCUUGACAAUAUUACCGAUUUUGCUGACACCGCUUCUGCCAGAGAGCCCCUUGUGGCUGCAAAGUAAAGGCCGUGCUGAGGAAGCGCUGCAGGCUCUGCAGAAACUGCGAGGAGCCUCAGCCCCCGAGCAGGUCAAGGAGGAGCUGGACAGCUUCAGCAGCAGAGCGAGCGACAAGCAGCAGACAACAUCCUGGCUCUCCACCUUCCACAACCUGCGGCAGCCUCAGGCCUACAAACCACUGAUGUUCAUGUUCUCUUUCUCAAUCGUUUCACAGCUUUCCGGAGUGACCGUCGUCAUAAAUUAUGCGGUAAACUUUACACAAAAAGCCGGUUUAGGAGGUGAAGCAUAUUACGUAGCAUUGGCCAUAUCCUCCAUGCGUUUGGCCUCCACAUUCCUGACGACUUGGGGCUGCAGUAGGUGGGGUAUGAGGCCCCCAGCCUUGUUCUCCAGCGUGGUCAUGGUGGUAUCCCUGUUGAUGCUGGCACUGUCCGUGUCGUCUUUGCUGACUUUUCCCCCUUGGCUCGUCGGUUUCCUGGUCCUCCUGUAUGUCCUCACAAGCACCACAGGGUAUUCCUCCAUAUACUGGGCCGUGUUGGGGGAGUUGUUCCCCACAUCAGUACGAGGGGCCGCUAAUGGAAUAGUGACAAGUUUUGGAUAUUUUUUAAGUUUCCUUACUGUCAAUCUCUACACACGUUUGGAACGCAAUUUCAGUUCUCUUCAACUGUUUCUGUUCUUCGCUGUCUCAGGAUCGGCUGGCACGCUGCUUCUAUUCCUUUUCCUUCCGGAGACUCGUGGUAAAACGCUGUUGGAAAUAGAAGAUUACUUCAGAGGAACAACAGAAUCUGAUGUAAGCAGCAAGACCAACACGGAUACUGCCUCCAAGGAGAACUAAAUAAAAUAAACAUUAGUAUGUAGGUUAUCUGGAAAGGCGUCUUAUAUUUAUAAAACAUCUCAACAAGUGAUUGUAAAUUUUACAUGAGAUAAGAGACUGUAUUAAGUACAUUAAUUUACAUGUUUUGUUAGAACAUAGUAUUCCUAACGGUCUUAAACAUGUUUUCUAUAAAUUUACUAUCAGCCAUGACAUAUCUUUCGUGUGAAAAUGGGCGUCAGUCUGUAUGUAUAUACAGUUUAGUUAAAAAUGUAUACAUCAUAAACUAUUUGUUACUGCAGUAGGUACCCUUUCAUGAAUGAUACCUUGAUUUGUGCCUAAAUUAAUGCAAUAAUUUACUGAGAGUAUAAACAUUCAGGAUAAUGUGUCUAAAUGGAUAAAGGGUCAUGAUAAGUAAAUCAUACUAUGUAAAGGGUUGACCAGAAGUUGAUAUUUAUCCCGAAAUUUAUUUACGAUUUUAAAGUUCUGUGUUGUCAAUUUUUGUGAAAUUUGAAACCAAUAACACCUUUUUGUACAGCUGAAAAUGUUGAUAGAAUUUGUAUCACCAAAUCCAUAGUAGUUAUAAGACAAAAUAUGUAACAAAAUUAUAAUGUAUUAUUCUAAUCGGUUUUGAGUUAUUAUGAAGUUAUAAAACAUUGAAGUAAAUAUGAAUACUGUAACUGAACAGUUUCGCAGCUCGUAACGAAAAAAGCAAAAUUCAUAAAGACAGAAAAUAGCAAACGAGCAAAAAUAAAAUAUACUUUGCGCCA